AUGGCCCCACUGAAUAUUACAGACAAGUGCGAGGGCCCCACAGUCGGGUGGAUCCUACAGUCUAAGUUCGUGGUGCGGUGGGUCAUCUCUGAUCAACGCUCCAGUCUACCGUCUACCAUGUCCCUGAUGGAUCUACCUCUGUACACUACGUUCCGACUGAAGCGGGCUAAUCGACGAAGCUCGCGGAAGCGUUCCCGAUUUCCGACCCGCUCAAAUCUCAAAUCUCAAAUCUCAGGAUGA
Messenger RNA from Penicillium alfredii, 240 nucleotides. RefSeq lists its product as uncharacterized. The record is from RefSeq and is a predicted model, not a curated record. The coding region runs from base 1 to 240 and encodes 79 amino acids. NCBI's taxonomy places the organism in Eukaryota, Fungi, Ascomycota, Eurotiomycetes, Eurotiales, Aspergillaceae. The transcript has a single exon.